Messenger RNA from Podarcis muralis (Common wall lizard), 4061 nucleotides. RefSeq names its product beta 3-glucosyltransferase (gene B3GLCT). Gene Ontology annotation, molecular function: glycosyltransferase activity. The record is from RefSeq and is a predicted model, not a curated record. Lineage: Eukaryota; Metazoa; Chordata; Lepidosauria; Squamata; Lacertidae. Gene Ontology annotation, cellular component: membrane.
CGGCGGCCGUUUCGGCCCGCGAGAUGGCGCCGCUGAGCCUCCAACUCUUUCCCUCUCUCUCUCCCCCUCUCUCUCUCCCCUCACAGGCUUCCCGGCGCCCGGUUCUGCUGGGCGGCGAUACCUCCUCUGAGGCCGCUCGGAGUCGGCUCCGCUCCUGCCAGCAGAGGCGGAACAGCGGCCAGUGGCGAAGUCCCGGGAAGAGAGGACGGGCUCCCCGCCGCGAGGAACAGGAGUGGAGCCGAAGCUGCUGCUGCUGCUGCCGCCUGCUCCUCGCCAUGCCCCGCGCUUUAGCCGCCUGCCUUUUCCUGCUCCCGCUCUGCGCCCGGGCUUUAGCUCUAAACGUUGCUGCAGAAGAUGUAAAGGACAGGACUGAGCAGCUGUCACAGACGUCAGAAAGAAGUGGAAACUCGACUAAAAUAAGCAAGGAACUAAAAGAAAUAGUAUUUGUCAUCCAGAGUCAAAGGAAUUCUUUUCAUUUGAAGAAAGCAGAUGAUCUAAAACAAAGUAUUUUCAAACAAGCUGCAGUUCUUGGAAAGGAGAUGCCCACAGUUCUGCUUAUUCAUCAGAUGGACAAGCAUGAAGGUGCAUGGACCAUUCUACCAUUAAUGCACGAUUUUUCUGUUACAUACAGCAGAAAUUCUUCAUGGUUUUUCUUCUGUGAAGAAGAUACAAGAAUACAUCUUGUAAAGCUACUGAAAAUACUUGAAGGCUAUGACAAGUCUAAGGAAUAUUUUUUAGGAAAAGCGUUACAUGAUGAUGAAUCUACAAUUAUUCACCAUUAUGCAUUUGCAGAAAACCCUACAAUUUUUAAAUUUCCAGAUUUUGCUGCUGGCUGGGCACUUAGUAUUCCACUUGUCAAGAAGCUUGCAAAGAGGCUGAAGAAUGAACCUUUGAAGUCAGAUUUUACAAUAGAUUUAAAAUACGAGAUUGCGCUUUAUAUCUGGGAGAAAGGCAGUGGACCACAUCUCACCCCAGUCCCUGACUUCUGUACAGAAGACUUUGACUCUCCUAAUGCUGCUCACUGUGCCACUACAUUUGCUAAUUUCCUCCCACUUUGUGGAGAUCCUGUGAAGAAAACAGAUAUCUUUGUUGCUGUAAAAACAUGCAGGAAAUUCCACGGAGACAGAAUACCCAUUGUAAAGCAGACCUGGGAAAAAGAGGCCGCUCUUAUUGAAUACUACAGUGAUUAUGCAGAAAGUUCAAUACCCACUGUUGAUUUAGGAGUGCCAAAUACUGAUAGAGGUCAUUGUGGGAAGACUUUUGCCAUUUUGGAAAGGUUUCUAAAGCACAGCCCUGCUGCAACACCUUGGUUAAUCAUUGUGGAUGAUGACACUUUAAUAAGCAUUUCUAGGCUCCAGAAAUUUCUCAGCUGCUACAACCCAACCGAGCCAGUGAUUAUUGGAGAACGCUAUGGUUAUGGAUUGGGGUCAGGAGGCUAUAGUUAUAUCACUGGUGGAGGAGGGAUGGUUUUCAGUAGAGCAGCAAUCCAAAGAUUAUUUGCUAGUAAAUGCCGGUGUUACAGCAAUGAUGCCCCUGAUGAUAUGGUGAUUGGAAUGUGUUUCAGUGGUUUAGGAAUUCCAGUAACACACAGCCCUCUCUUCCAUCAGGCUCGGCCAAUGGAUUACCCAAAGGAUUAUCUUUCCCAUCAAGUUCCAAUAUCAUUUCACAAACACUGGAACGUCGAUCCGGUGAAAGUGUACUUCACAUGGUUGGCACCAGAACAGAAAGAUUUUCAAGAUGGACGUAAACACAUCAGGGAGGACUUAUAAUCUUUAAUAUAUAUAUAUUAUAUAAUAUAUAAAUAUUGCUGUAGGUUUAAUAUUAGAGCACCGCCUGAAUUUUGUUGUUGUAUUUAUAAUGAUUUGUUGCCCACAUUGUACUGAACACUUAGGGCAUGAUCCGGUCCUACUUUUGGCACACCUUCCUGUUUUCUCCCUCUGGUGUACUAGUGACAUGCAUCACAUAACUAGGGAAGGCUGGGCAGGGGCGUGGGGAGGGCACACAGACCCCUCUUCCCUUGCAGUGCUUCAGCAUUCCUUUGUGUAUGUACCAAUGGUGAGAGAGGGAAAACAGAUAUAUAUUGAGCCCUAUGGGACUCCUCCACACACAGGCACACCCUAAUACUGCGUCCUUCCUUAAAUAUCCCCGUCCAGAAUGAAUUAAAAUACAUAUCACAUGCUCACAUAUUCAUACAUAAACUCAGUAAAUCUACACAUACAUAUGUGUUUGUUGGGCUGCAGGUCUUUUACUGUUAAAUAACAUUUACUUUUCGAAUUUUGUACACAUCCAUAAUAUGUCAAAUACUAAGUUUUUUAAAAAAUAUUUUAAAAAAAAAUUUCAAUGAUAGGACAGGUUCUAUCUCCCCACCCUGGCUGUUAUCAGCAUAUUAGGGGUCUGGUGAUAAAGUAUGUGGAACUCCUUUGAGGGCUUAUCCACACUUAACCUUUUCCCCUAUUCUCUCCAGGCAUAGCUCCGGGCUUUACAGCGUGUUCUCUCUCUCUCUCUCUCUCUCCCUCAGAACUUUCCCCGCAAAAACCCUCUCUUUAAAGCUGAAGCGUAACAAACUGCAAUUUGGAGUUUCCAUGGAUUGCCAUUUGCUCUAGACAUGGAGCUUUAAAGUGCUGGCCAUGCCUGGGGAGUGCAGAGGAAUCCUGAGUUGCAAAGGGUUUUGUGGAUCUUUUUUCUGUUGGUAUGUAAACAGAAGGGAGGUUGGAAUUAGUCUGACUAUCAGAUGAGAGAAUUUCUGUAUUUUCAUUACCUUCUCUGUCUGUAUGAACAUGCACUGUUCAAAACACACAAUUUAUAGAUCAUUAAAAUGCAAAGGCUUGGUGUUACUAAACUGGCCACAAGGUGUCACUACUUAGACUCCAAAAACCUGGUUACACUUCCGUUAACAAAUGUAUCUCAAUGAAUCUUGGAAACUUACCGCUGUGAUACUUACCUUCCUUACAUGGCAUUAUGUAGUUUGUACGCACAAGACUGAACUCUAGUUUACAUCCAUAACUGAAUGUCAUCUACCACUUCCUUUUAUUGAAGGGAUACUAUACGUGUAAUUGUGACAUGCUGAAAGCAGCUUUUUUAAUUCUGUUUUGCGUAGAGUAAGGCCAAGCCAAAAGCAAGGCGGGUGGGACGAGUAAUUGUGAAAAACUUCACCGCCACCCAUGAAACACAUAAAUGUUUUCAGCAAUUACUUAUUGUAAGAAUUACAAAUGGGACAAAAAUGCUGGCCAGUUCAGAUUGGUAACAAGAAACAUUGCAGUCACUCUGGUUUUGCUUCAUAAUACCAUAACGUGCCCUAAUACGAUCAACUACAAGAUCUCUGAAUGGCUGGGAUUACCUCAGGAUAAGAAACCACUGAUUUUGUUUGUUUGUUCUUAAAGACCCUGAAGUUACAGAUCAUGGAAAGAAGCAGUUGUGAGUAUGGGGUAAAUAAGGAGUAUUAAAAAGACAAACAAAGACUCCCUUUGUGAAUCUUCCAUACCUUCACUCACCAAAAUUUUGUGGUUGGAAAUUAAUUGCAGUCCUCCUAGUAAAGAUUUGUAUAGUAUCUAUCAUAAUAGUCCUAACAUUUAUAACAAAACGCGUUUUGUUGAAGGCCACUUGAGGUUGCCUAACCUAAUGUUGCUUACUGUAUUUUAACCAAACACAGGGUCUUAAAGCCAUAUUGUAUAAUUGUUUUAAUAUAUGUUUAAACAUGGUUAGCACAGCACUUCAUUCUGUUCCAAAGCAAAGCAGUUUCUUACCAUUGGCAAAAAUGGGACAGGAUUUUUUCCUGUCAGGAAUUACUGAAGCAGUAUGCGCACGCCCGUGAAUGUAGCUUGGGUAUUUUUAAGCGUGCGAACGGUGAGCACAUUCGAGAUGGACAAGUGCUUGAAUUGGAGGAACCAGCAUCUUAAAUGCUUUCUCUUUCUUCCCUCUCUCAGUGCCUUAAACUAUAGAUAUUUCUACUGAUAAUCAGAUCUUCUAUGUUUUUGAACUGUAUGGGGUAUGUUGUUAUUUAUGUUGUUUCGAACUGUGUAAACCUAAAAUGGAAUAAAACACAACUGUUUAAAAACCUGGAA